AUGGCGAGACCCGGCCUGGGGUUGCUCCUGGCUCUCGGCCUGCCGCUGUUGCCAGCCCCCGGGGACCAGGUUUGGGGACAAACACCCCUGGUACAGGACCCUGAAGGAAAUGAAAACAGCACCGUUACCCCUACGGUCCCUGACUCCAGUGGAACCCUGUCCCAGGGGGCCAUCACCGCCAUCAUUGUGGUCUUCUCCAUCCUGGCCGCCCUGCUCCUGGCUGUGGGGCUGGCGCUGCUGGUGCGGAAACUUCGGGAGAAGCGGCAGACGGAGGGCACCUACCGGCCCAGCAGUGAGGAGCAGUUGUCCCACGCAGCUGAGGCCCGGCCCCCCCAGGACUCGAAGGAGACGGUGUGGGGCUGCGUGCCCAUCUAG
Chrysochloris asiatica (Cape golden mole) is the source of this 375-nucleotide messenger RNA. RefSeq names its product crumbs family member 3 (gene CRB3). The transcript is spliced from 4 exons. The coding region runs from base 1 to 375 and encodes 124 amino acids. Lineage: Eukaryota; Metazoa; Chordata; Mammalia; Afrosoricida; Chrysochloridae. The record is from RefSeq and is a predicted model, not a curated record.